Dendrobium catenatum is the source of this 2377-nucleotide messenger RNA. Its product is annotated as cationic amino acid transporter 5-like. Gene Ontology annotation, cellular component: plasma membrane. Gene Ontology annotation, molecular function: amino acid transmembrane transporter activity. Gene Ontology annotation, biological process: transmembrane transport; amino acid transport. The coding region runs from base 115 to 1989 and encodes 624 amino acids. The record is from RefSeq and is a predicted model, not a curated record. The transcript has 3 exons. NCBI's taxonomy places the organism in Eukaryota, Viridiplantae, Streptophyta, Magnoliopsida, Asparagales, Orchidaceae.
CCGUCCAGGUACAGAAAAUAUGAAAACCGACACGCUUCUCUCCGCCGUCCAAAUAGCAGAAUUUCCGCUGCCAAAUUCGGAAUUCCCCAAAUUUUAGGAGAAUUCCUAAACAUAAUGGAAUCCGGCUUGACAGAACCUUUUCUUGGCGCAGUUUCUUCUUCCCCAACUGAUCUCACAGCUCCAGAAUCUACGACGAUGGCCGGCGAAUCUCCGGCAUACACCUCUGCCAGCGGCGCCGACGGCGAAUCCCUCAACCCCAGAAGCUACUGGAGAUUCGCCAAAUCCGAUUUCUUCCCCGAACCCUCCUUUAGCAGCUGGACCUCUUACCGCUCCGCCCUCUCCCGCACAUUCCCCCGUCUCCGCAACCGACUUCUACACCGUUCCUCUGACUCCGAUGAGGUAGACGUCCUUCGCCGCCGCAGCGAGAACUCCAUGCGCCGCUGCCUCACGUGGUGGGAUCUCGGCUGGCUUGGAUUCGGAUCCGUAGUGGGUACGGGCAUCUUCGUCCUCACUGGCCAAGAAGCACGUCUCAACGCCGGCCCCGCCAUCGUCCUCUCAUACGCUGCCUCCGGCCUUUCCGCACUUCUCUCCGUCCUCUGCUACGCUGAGUUCGCCGUCGAAAUUCCCUCUGCUGGUGGAUCGUUCUCUUACCUCCGCGUUGAGCUUGGCGACACUGCGGCUUACCUUGCGGCUGCUAACAUUCUUCUAGAAGCUCUCGUCGGUGCCGCUGGGCUUGCGCGUUCCUGGACUUCCUAUUUCGCAACUCUAAUUGGCCGCGAUCCUGACGCCCUUCGCAUCCACGUUCCAUCUCUCGCCGAGGGUUUUAACCUCCUCGACCCCAUCGCUGUCGUCGUCCUCAUUUCCUGCUCCACUUUUGCCGCCUUAGGCACCCACAGAACCUCCAUUCUCAAUUGGAUCGCCUCAGUCCUUACCCUCUUCGUCAUCGCCUUCGUCAUUGCCGCCGGAUUUGUUAACGCCAAGCCCUCCAAUCUUUCCCCAUUCCUCCCAUUCGGUGCCAGCGGCGUCUUCCGUGCCGCCGCAGUCGUCUAUUGGGCAUACACCGGCUUCGACAUGAUGGCGACCAUGGCAGAAGAAACUAAGAACCCAUCAAGGGACAUUCCUAUUGGCUUAAUUGGAUCAAUGUCGGCAAUCACCGCCGUUUACUGCGCCAUGGCACUUGCUCUGGUGAUGAUGCAGAAAUACUCCGAGCUCGACACCAACGCCGCUUACUCUGUCGCAUUCGCUGCCGCCGGGAUGAAAUGGGCCAAGUACUUAGUAGCGCUUGGUGCGCUUAAGGGUAUGACCACGGGAAUGCUCGUCGGCGCGCUCGGCCAGGCGCGAUACACGACGCAGAUUGCUAGGGCUCACAUGAUACCCCCCUUCUUCGCUCUCGUCCACCCGAAGACGGGUACGCCCAUCCAUGCAACUCUUCUGGUAACUUUGUCCAGCGCCAUCAUCGCCUUCUUCUCCAGCCUCGACGUCCUCGCGAGUGUGUCCUCUAUUAGCACCCUCUUCAUCUUCAUGCUCAUGGCCGUGGCGUUGCUCGUCAGAAGAUACUAUGUGAGAGAAGUCACUCCAAAAUCCAAUCUUUUGAAGCUCAAUUGCUUGCUUUUCUUGAUCAUCGGUUCAUCUGUUGGGAUAUCAGCGUACUGGAACUCAGGGGCGAAGGGAUGGAUUGGUUAUGCAAUUGCUGUGCCGCUCUGGUUUUUGGGCACGCUUGGGUUGACGGUGGUGAUUCCUCAGCAGCGGACGCCUAAAGUGUGGGGAGUUCCGCUGGUGCCUUGGCUGCCAUCGGCCUCCAUAGUGACUAACAUUUUUCUCAUGGGAUCGCUUGGAUACCAGGCAUUUGUGAGGUUUGGAAUCUGCACUGUGGUAAUGCUGGCCUAUUAUGUGCUUAUUGGUGUCCAUGCGACUUAUGAUGUUGCUCAUGAGGAGGAAGAUGAUAAGUUGGAAGGCUUGAAGGUGGAAACUGGCAGUCGUGGAGCUUAGAUUAUAAGAUAUCAGGUACUUUUCCGUUAAAAAAAUAUAAAUUUAUAAAAAGAAGAUCAAAGAAAUUUUAUCAGAUAUUCAGAUUAUUGAUUUUUAUUUUUUUCCUCACAAGAGGGAGGCUGUGCAGCAGAGUUCCAACUCUCAGCUGUGCUGCUAUAAGUAAUGAAGCUCGAACUGAGCUGAAGAUCUCCAUAGAAACAAAGCCUGCUCUAUAAUUUGUUCUUCUUGACUUUUCCUUUUAUUUUAUUUCAAAGGUUUGAGAAGCUAUGUAUCUGUUAUGGAGAGCUUUAGUUCUUUGUUCCUUGUUUUAUGGCUCCUUGAUAUCUUGCAAUUGUAAUGUAAAGUCUCCCUGCUAAAAAGUUAUCAGAAUCUGGCUUAAAUUUUGUUA